Molecule: messenger RNA, 1793 nt
Organism: Carica papaya (papaya)
Lineage: Eukaryota; Viridiplantae; Streptophyta; Magnoliopsida; Brassicales; Caricaceae
Gene: LBD21
Product: LOB domain-containing protein 21
Source: RefSeq, a predicted model, not a curated record
CUUGUCAAGCUAUAAAAUUCAUUAAUUACAAAAAGAUUAUAAAAGACAGUAAGAGAGAAGAAGCAAAAACAUUGGCCCAUGUAAGUCUCGAACUUACAGUCUUCACAUAUUUAUUUCUACACUCUAACCAACUGAGCCAAAACAGAGAGAGUCAUGGAGCCUACACAGAAAAUAUAAUCAGAUACUUAGGGGAUUCAGAUGUGGACCAUUCGAGCCUAUUUAUAUUGGUAGGGAGAGUUAGAUAAGAUUGUGACAAAGGUAAGUGCUGCUUUCCCGAUCAUGAAAGCUAUGAGAGGACACGAGCCACGUUCGAGUUCCUCUUGUGCUGCCUGCAAGUUCUUGAAGAGAAGAUGUUCACCCAACUGUAUUUUCGCUCCAUAUUUUCGUUCCGACGAGCCAAAGAAAUUUGCUAAAGUCCACAAGGUUUUUGGUGCAAGCAACGUGAGCAAGAUCCUCAUUGAGGUUCCAGAAGAGCAACGAGAAGACACUGUGAAUUCUCUGGCUUACGAGGCUGAGGCAAGGCUCAGAGAUCCAGUUUAUGGUUGCAUUGGCGCCAUUGCAUUGUUGCAAAGAAAGAUGGUUGAGCUUCAGCAUGAUUUGGCCAUUGCCCGUGCUCGACUUGCUAGAUACUCUGCAAAUCCUUCUUCUUCUUCUUCUUAUAUUUCUGUCUUCAACAAUCAUAUGGCCAUGCCAAGUUUCAAUGACCUCCCUGGCUAUGGUGGAUUACUGUUUGAUGGUUAUGGCCAGAGCUAUUCCUUGGAAAUUAACAGAGAUGGGCAGAUGUAUGAUUUUAGCCAAACCCCUUAUGUAUAGUAUUGCUUCAUAUCUUUUUUUUCUCUAUGAUAGAAAUUUGAAAAGUUUAGUGUUUCAAUUAAUAAUGUAAUGGUAAAUUCAAAAGAGAACGGUUUAGUUCUGUCAAUAAUGUCAGAGGCAGAGAUAGAGAAACCCAUUUCACAAAACUCUUGAAUUUUUAGAAACCCAGCUCAAAACUUAAAAAGAUUAUUUCAAGGUAACCACAACCCAGAAAAUGGAAAAUUGAUUUGACCUACCAUUUUUUGCAUAUUGACAAUUCUACUAAGUACUCAAUACCCACAUAGCAGCACAAUUAUUACUCUUUCUUGAGUGGUACCAGUUUUUGUAGGCCAUUAUCAUUCUUUCCUUUUUAGAAAACUCCUGUCCGUUCUGGCAAGCACCACAUGCAGUUGUUGCUUCACAAAGUUCUUGUACACAUGAAUUUUAUGAUGGGUAGUUUUCUUCAUCAAAAUUAUUGAACAUGGACAGAACAGAUCUUCAUUUUCGGUCUGCAAGAUCUAACCGAAAAUCUUACCAAAUCAACUGCUGAAUACGGAAAAGCUCCCUCAUUCUUCAAGAGCUGAUGGCACAGUUGCUUGAAUUCCAGAUCUGCAAGAGCUCUUGCUACAGCUUCUCUGGGAUUGUUUUGGUUCAAAACAAAGAGGAUUGGCUAUAAUGUCACUAACCCCACAAGGCGCCACUAACUUUUAUAGUGCAUUCAGAAUCCAAAGAUACAAUGAUAAGGAAGAAAAAUUAACAGUGAUACCACUUAUCAUGAACUGUAACGUCUUUUCGAUAUAAUGAAUCUGACUGUAAAGGAGUAGAGAGAUUACAUAUUAUGAUGAUUCGGGUAUUAUUAAAAUCACUGUACUUCAAUCAAUAACCCUCCAUUCUGUGAAAGAAAAUGAUUGAUCAUUCCUCCCCAUCGCAAGGUUUCGACUCAUUUCGUUCAAUAAGAACUUACUGCUCCAAGUUGUCAAGACAUCAGAAUUCAGAUUGCU